Messenger RNA from Myzus persicae (green peach aphid), 4163 nucleotides. RefSeq lists its product as uncharacterized. The transcript is spliced from 17 exons. Gene Ontology annotation, biological process: regulation of DNA-templated transcription. Bases 307 to 3699 code for a protein of 1130 amino acids. Gene Ontology annotation, cellular component: nucleus. NCBI's taxonomy places the organism in Eukaryota, Metazoa, Arthropoda, Insecta, Hemiptera, Aphididae. The record is from RefSeq and is a predicted model, not a curated record.
UCCUUCCCUCCAUUACCCGAUAUCUCGAUACGACGCUUAGAUAAUAGAUACUAGAUCCGCAUGCAUACUUUAUUUGACUUCGGAAAUCCGUGUUAACAAUAAUGAAAAUGAUACAAAAUACGUAGUUUUUAUUUUCUGCAUGUCGGUGCGGAACACUGAAAAUAUAAAUUAAAAAAUUAUUCAGUUUAUCGUGUGAAUGUACAAUGUACUAUAAUUUUGAGCGUUAGUAGCCAUUAUUGUUCCUACAAAACAACGUUAGAUUUGUGUUCUAUUGUAUCUUAUAAGUUAUCCUCUUUUCUCAAUAUCAUGAGUGGGUUUACACCAGACGAUUUGAUUAAGGAGCAGUCAAGUUCACCAAACGCAUUACCUGAGAAUCAGUCAAGUUCACCUGAAGUUUUGGCUGGGGUUCAGUCAAGUUCACCUGAAGUUUUGCCUGAGGUUCAGUCAAGUUCACCUGGAGUUUUGCCUGAGGUUCAGUCAAGUUCACCUGAUGAUUUGCUCGAAAAUCAGUCAGGUUUGCCUAAAGAUUCACCUGUGGGUCAGUCAAUUUCACCUGAAGAUUUGCCUGAGCGUCCAUCAAGUUCACCUGAUGAUUUGCUCGAGGAAAAAAUAUUUGAUUGGAAUAAAUAUCUCACUGCCAGAAAUUCAGAAGAAGUGCCUGAAGAUUUUUUUUAUCAUAUUUGUAAAAGUGAACUGAAUGGAAUAGAAAUUGGCUCGGUGGUGGAAAUUGAACAUGAAGAUCAAAGUGGAUAUUGGUUUGCUAGUGUAUGUUCAUCAAAGGGCGUUUUAUUGAAUUUGCAUUAUUUUGGUGAUGACAAUGAUCAACACUCCUUUUGGUUAGAAGUUAAGUCACCACGCAUUCAUUCUUUAAACUGGGGAAGCGAAAAUAAUAAAAAACUGAUACCUCCUUAUCCUGAUAGAUUUUCGCGCUACAAACCAGAAGUUAUUAAAGAAAAAGUUCAAGAUUGUGAGCAUGUUGUAUCAAGUGCUGUAUUACAAAUGGGAGGUGCUCCAAUUCAUAAUAUAUUCAAGUGUGGCAUGUUUGUAGAAGUUCAAGAUAGAGAAUACCCUUAUCGUGUUUGGAUUUCAAAAGUGCUUAGAAAUGUGGGAGGAAGGUUAUUUUUACAAAUGCAAGGAAUAAAUAGCCCUGAAGAGAAACCAUUUUGGUUAUUUUAUUUAAAUGAACGUGUUUUUCCAUUCGGAUGGGCAGAACAAAAAGGACUUCCAUGGAGAGUAAUGAAUUUCGAUGCUAGUUUAGAAAAUUCUAUCGAUUCUUGUGUAUUACUGAAUGUGUUAAAGCCAAAAACACCUGAACAGCACAGUUAUAAGGUUGGAGAAAUGUUGGAAGUAAUAAAUCCUUAUUCAAUGAUGGUAUUUUAUGUUGCUACAAUUGUUAAGAUUUAUGAUAACCGUUAUUUUAAAGUUGAAGUGGAUAAUGAAAUUGAUGAAAACAAACGUAUCAGUUUUGUGGCUACAAAAGAAAAUCCUUAUUUAUUUCAUGCCGGUUGGGCAAGCAAACACAAAUUUUUGUUAAAAACUCCGACAGAUUGGAAUAAGCCGUACAAAUUUUCUUGGUCAAAAUAUUUGUUAAGAAAAAAAGCCAACUUUGCUGCUGUAAAUAAUUUAUGCAGAAAAAAGAUUACCAAUGUUCAUAUGGGUAUGAAAUUAGAAGCUGUUGAUCCUUUGAAUACUGAUUGUAUUCGUGUCGCUACAGUUAAAGGAUUUGCUGACCAUUGGAUGUUGUUGUCUUUUGAUCGGACGAGUUGUUGUCAAGAAUUACUCCAUCUACGUUCAGUUUAUUCAGAUGAAGUUUUUCCAGCUGGUUGGUGUAACAAACACAAUUAUUCUUUGAGCGUUCCAAAGCUUCCGUACAAUAAUUCUAAAGAUUUUGAACAUUGUUAUUAUUCAUCGGAUAUUGAUAUAGACUUCAGUCAGUCAGACCAAGAUAAUUUAACAAAAUAUCCAGAUUAUUUAAAAGGAGAAAUCUUUUAUCACUUCAGCAAAAGAGAGAAAAAAAGUUUUGAUGAUGGUUUUGAAGAAAAAGAAGAAGAAAUUAAUGAAGAUGAUAUUAAGUCUGAAGAUUCUGCUUCUAAUUCUGAUCCUGGUUCUAAUUCUGAUUCCGAUAAUUAUGUACCUACAACUUCAGAAAUAGAGAUUAAACAAGAUAGUGAUGAUGAAUGUGAUGAUGGUUUAAUUUUAGACACUAAAAGUGAACCUGAAUUAGAUGAAGAAUUUCAUGAUGCAUUAUUCAUUGAUGAAAAAAAUGAUAUUAAACCAGAAGAAGUUGAUAUUAAACCAGAAGAAGUUGAUGUUAAACCAGAAGAAGUUGAGAUUAAACCAGAAGAAGUUGAUAUUAAACCAGAAGAAGAUGAUAUUAAACCAGAAGAAGUUGAUUUUAAAACAGAAGAAGCUGAUAUUCAACUAGGAGAAGUUCAUAAUAAACCAGAAAAAAUGAAAAGUGCAAAAGUGGUUAACCCAAAAAAAAAUAAAAAAGUUAAUCAUAUUGAAAAAACAAUAGAAAAUGUAGUUAGAAAUUCUUCGAAUAUGUUUUCUAAAAAUUCCUAUAAAAUGUGUAUUUACUUUAACAAAGAUUGUUAUCCUGGCGGACAUGUAGUAAAGAAGAAAAUUCCACAAUUACCAGAUAGUAUUGGUCCUGGUCCUGUAUCCUCAAUACUACGGGAAGCAUUAACCCUAUUUGUUGAUUUAGAUUAUUUUCCUUGUAGUGCAUUAAAAAAAAUAAAAAAAAUUCAAAACAUGUUAUUCAACGGGCCUGGCGGUGUUGAAAUGUGGAUUACCACCUCUGUAAUGAAAAAAACUCGCAGUAGUUCCACCGAGUGUCUUCUUCUUCCUGAAUCUAAGAAGAUGGCUAAAACAUAUUGUUCUGCUCUUUGUAAUCUAUCUGGCAUGUGUGAAUUCUUUAUGACCACUGAAGAUACAGAGUGUCCUCAUGGUUGUAAUAUAACACAAGAUAAAAUACCGCCCUCAAAACUCAAAAUGAAUACUGUGCCCAUUAGGUCAAAAUCAAAAACAAAAAAGCAUCAAAUUGAUGGUAACUUAAGAUGUAAUAUUGUGCGCCGUAAAAUUACACACUCAGAAAUUGCUAGAGUUGCUAACAAAGUAUUAGAUUGGUCAAAUAAACCUUUAGUUGCAAGGUAUAAGCAUUAUAUGGGAAGUAUAUUGGAUUUAGAUGCACACAUAUUUCGAUUGAACCAAUGUCCUACUGAACUGGAAUCAGCACUUGUAACUGAAAUUAUAGCAAGAAAAAAUAAUCUUAGGAGGAUGGAUAGUAUGGAGAUUUUUAGCAAUACUAAAUCUGAAGUUGAAACCAUUGAAGAAAAACGAUUCGUCGUUUUAGAGGAUUGGAAAAAAACUUUUGAAAACUAUUAUCGCCAAAAUCCACGAUUUAAGAAAUUUAAAAUUGAUAUUGGACAAAUAGAAUAUAUAAAGGUCACGUCAAAUCCAAAAUAUUGGUCUCCUGAGGAUGUUUAUAAAUAUUUGACUAAUGAUUUGUUUUGUAAAGAUGUUGGACUGAAGCUAUUUGCUGAGGAAGUGGAUGGUGUAGCAUUUAUGCUAUUAAAUGAAGAACAACUUUUAUUGCGGUUACGAUGUACAAUAAAUUUAGCAAUAAGAAUCAUGUGUCAUGUAGCUGAAGUGAAAUAUGUUUGUUUAACAAAAUAUUGUAAUGUACCAGUUGAUUAAAUUCUCUUCAAACAUUUUCCAGUCUUACCAUCUUUUAUUUUGUGUUCAUUAAAUGUGUUUUAUCUAAAUUAAGACUUAUUGAUAAUAAUUAUUAAUGUUUCUUUUUGUAUACAGUUUUUUGAGAUAAAUAAUAAUUAUUAUGUUCAUUAUUAGACUGAUAAAUUUAUUAUAUAAAUUAUAAUUCAUUGUAUUUUUUUUUACGCUAAUUGUUUUAAUAUUUAAUGCUUUUUAUACAUUUAAUUAAUUAGCUCAUUACUUAAAAUUGCACAAUUGUAUAACAUUAGAAUUUAGUUUUAAAUAGUUUUUAAAUCAAAUCAACCAUUUUAAUAUACACUAAUAUUGAACUCAAAAUGUUAAAAUGUAACUUAUUAUUUAUUUAUUAGUAUUGCAUAAAUUAAGUCAAACUAUGUUAUCAUAAAAUCAAAUAACUGCAGAAACUGUAUAUUUUAAUUUACUUAUUUAAA